CAAUGACGGAUACUAUAUAUCGUCGCUCCGUACGAAGACUAGGACAGUUCAAAUUUUCAAACAAAAACUAGCAAAACUCACGAUUUGCCCCGAAGAGUAGCACAGUUCAGAAAUGCCGCCAAGAGUAACACAACUCACGUAUUUCCCACGAAGACUAGCACAACUCGCGAUGUAUUUUACUUAAAAUGUGAGUAAUUUACGUUUUUAUUGGAUUAGUUAAGUUCAUGAAAACCUUGGACAAAGACAGACAAACCUCAAAGUUUUAAAAAGUUUCGAAAAUUUCUAAAAAAAGGGAACAAUUUAAAUAAAUGCUUGUAAAAAAUUAUUGUAUUUGUGAAAACAAUUUUAAAUUCGGUAAAAAGUUGUAAAUUGUGAAUAUUUAAAAAUAUUCAUCAGGGACAGUUUUGCAAAAAUCGGGAAAUUUUUAUAGAAAAUCGUUGUUGAAAGUUUGAGUUGUGCUAGUCUAGCGUGCGUCAAAUGCGUUGUGCUACUUAGUGACAGGAAAUUUGAAUAAUGCUACUCUUCGUAGGGAGCGGCGGUAUAUUGUGCAACCAUCAGGGGGGGGAAAAAUUGUCUUUUACUAGCGAGGAUGAUAGUUAAUACAGUGGCAGCUAAGGCAGAAUCUAAAAUAAAAUACGUUUUCAUUAAACACCAUUGGCAAUAAAUAAUAAUAAAAAAAUUUAUUUCGUUAGAAACUUAGUUUGUAACACAUGAAUUCUUUACCUUAAUUUAAACUUUAUCCCGGCAAUACGGCAAUGAAUGAGAUCCGCGCCUGCGCGCUACGAGCUUCAGUCAGCUCAUUUCUGACAAAAUGAAUUUUACUUAUUUUGCAGUUAACUAUAGCGGAGCCGAUAAAAAUUACUAUGGAGCAGUAUUAUAUGGAUGUAGAGCAGUUUGGAGCAGUUUGAAAUAUUGUUUAUUUAAAAAGAUAUGGCUGUAUCAAAAUUAAGAUAAUUUAUUUUUUUUCCCAAAUCUUUAUUGAUAUUUCAUUAGAAAUAUAAGGUGGAGCAGUUUAAUCUGGCGAUGUUUUUAGAUAGAGCUAAUUAAAAUACAUCGGUCAGUAUUUUUAUUAUUACAAAAAAUAUACUUUUAUAGGCUGGGGUAGGGGGGUGCUGAUUUCCGCGAUGGUGACUGAUGAACAUGCCAUGUGACUAUGUGAGGUUUGAGGUUAUAAGUAUAUUAAAUUUCAUCGAUAACAUUAACUACAAAAUUUUCAACUCGUGGAAUACGAUAAUCAUGAAAAUGUCAUCAAACAUUUCAUCUACAUCACUUUGUUCAUCACUAUCAGAAUCGGUCGAUGAUAGGAUAUCAUCAAACACCUCAAUUACGUUCAUAAUGUCUUGAUAAAUAGAUCAACUUUAUACUUUAUUGCAAUAACAUUGACUUGCUCCAAAUCCGAACAAUCAGCUGUGCUAACCAUCUACUGUUUACACGCGCUGAACGUCGGGCGGUUGGUUAGCGUAGGGCUACCAACCUAACUACUAACCGAAAAUUCAUUUCCGAACAUACUCACAAUAGUGCGACAUCGCGACAUCCGACAUGUGACUUGUUGCUUUUGCGGAAGGCGCAUGCGCUAGCCGGCACAUCACCAUCACCAAUUCAUCAUUAUUCACCAGCAUGGCAGCUAUUGGCACAUCACAAGACUUUAUUCACCAUCAGUUGCAUUAUAACUAUAGACACGUUUUCUAUCCUUCUGUGACAUGAACGGUCGUGACAAUUAUAUGAAAUCACGAAUUUGCACCUAAGAGUAACGUUUGAAGUUCAGGCCAAAAUUGUACCUAUUUUGCCGUCAACAUUAUGGAUUACAUUAACGUAACUGAUCAUGAUUACUUGCAAGACUGUUUGGAUGGACCGUUUGAUUUCAUUCAAUGGACGGUAUUUCAUUGGAGAAAUAAUGUACUACAAGAAGAACGUGGAUGGCAUAAAAGAAAUGACAAAACUAAAAUUCAGGAAAACGUAUCUUUUAUUGUAGGAGAUGAUUAUGUGGAGCUAUCUAAUUCUAUCGUAGAGACAGAUCCAGAUGUUGAGCUGUUAUCUGAUGAGUUUGAUGGUAAAGCAAAGACUCUCUCUUUUUCAUGCAAAUUUAAGAUUCCUAGUAUAAAAAUAACAGGCAAAAUUACUAUAUUGAAUCCAUUGAAAUCUGAGUUUAAAUCUGAUUAUACAUUAGAAGCAAGCAGUAUUGAAGUAUCAUCUGCAGUUGGAUUUUAUAUUACGGGUGAUGGUUACUCUGAAGAUUAUUUUAAGCAUCAGUUAAAUAAGCCUAAUUUCUCUCUCACAUACGUUGAAGAUAAAAAAAACAUUUCUCUUUUAGAUCAAGUUACUGAUGAAUGUACAAAAUCCAUAAUUGAAAAGUAUAUUCUUGAUCAUUGCCUAAAAGAUGUAUUUGUUGCAAUGCAAACUGUACUUUUACAACAUAUGUAUGAUAAAGCACUUUGUAGCAAUACAGUUGGAGCUGACUACAGUUUGAGAAAUAAGUAUCGAAUUCAUGAGAAGAAAUUGAAAGCAGCUUUCAACAUCUUUGUUGAUAAAGUUGUAGAGGUCACCAAUAAAGUAAUUGAGAAAGAUUUGCCAAGAAUAUCUUUUCCUAAAAUAUUCAAAGUUUCGAAAAGCAAUAAUACAGCAACUGUACACAUUUUAAAGGGCAUUCUGAGUAAUAUGAACUGUUUGAAAAAAGAAAAAACUCCUAUCAUUCUAGUAAAAAAGGAUGAUCAGGUGGUAUUAUACAUGCCAGUAGAUUUUAACAAUUUACAGAUUAAAUAUUAUGACGGAGAUGUUGAAAAGAAAGAAAAUCUCAAAACUAUGGAUACUCAUUUUGAAAUAUCAUUAAAAAAGUUGAAUGAGAAAACAGUAGAUAUUAACUUUUUAAAUUGCAAAGUGAAAGAAUUAAAAUUAACAAAUUCAGAGCAAAAUUUGAUCUUUGACAUACAAUCCCUGGUUUCUGUUCAAAAAAAGCUAGAAGAAUACUUAAGGAUAGCUCUGAAAAAUUCAGAACUAAACGAUUUCGCUAUUAAUCCACCAAAUAUGGAAAUAACGUAUGAUUCAGAUGAUUUUAUGGGUGAAGAGUCCGCCGAUGAUGAUGAGGACUCAAGUUGAUUUAAUGAGUUAUGAAUUGCAUAGAUAAACUUUAAGUACAAAUUAUGCACUUCUUUACAAUGCUCUUUAUAUUCUUUUUCCAUACAUACUAAAUAAUAUUUUUCAACUAUAUUAUACACAUGUAAAGAGUGCUUUAUACUUAUACAUGAAUUAAAUAUUUUAUAAUGUAAAUGUUAUCGAAGUCAUGUAUGGAUAGUUUUAUGUAUGGAAUGAGACUGUUUGUAAUAUUUUUUUCAGAAACAUAAAUUUUUAGUUACGCUUAUGCAUAAGUAACAUGAGUAUUCAUAAAAAAUUGAAUAAGAUAUCAAAAGACUUGGCUCGAACAUAAUUAAAUAUGCAAAUAACUAUAUUUAUAUAUUUUUAUUAAUACGAAAUAAAUAUUAAAAAGAACUUUUUCAACAA
This is a messenger RNA of Nasonia vitripennis (jewel wasp), 3495 nucleotides long. RefSeq lists its product as uncharacterized. Lineage: Eukaryota; Metazoa; Arthropoda; Insecta; Hymenoptera; Pteromalidae. The record is from RefSeq and is a predicted model, not a curated record. The transcript has 9 exons. Bases 1798 to 3093 code for a protein of 431 amino acids.